Porites evermanni is the source of this 10810-nucleotide messenger RNA. Lineage: Eukaryota; Metazoa; Cnidaria; Anthozoa; Scleractinia; Poritidae. The record is from the annotation of a GenBank genome assembly.
AUGAUUAAGAAAGGCUACGAGACGAUAAAAACAGACGAAGAUGAUGAUAACCAUUCGGUCACUCAUCCUGCGAGUUCUGCAAAUUUUCUUUCGCUUCUAACCUGUUGGUGGAUGAACAGCACAUUCAGAAUAGGAAACAAGCGGCCAUUAAACCAAUCAGAUUUCCUACCGCUGAACGAAGAAGACAGAACACGUGACCAAACAGAACGUCUUCAAGAACUGUGGGAUUUUGAAGUGCAAAGAUGUAGCACCAAUGCUGAUCGAAAGCCAAAGCUUUGGAAAUGCUUUCUAAUGAUGCUAUCCUGUAAAGAAGUUCUGUUUCUAUUGAGUUUUUGGUUCCUGGAGUCUAUCUUCUUGGUUUCAGUUCCUUUAGUGCUCGGGCUGCUUCUCAGCUCAUUAAACUCCGCAGAGAUAGAUCGACCCCUUGUAUACGGCUGCUGUUUGGUUAUAGGAAUGACAGGAGUAUUUGCCGCUACCACACAUUACGCUGAAUUUAGAUGUGAUCUUCUGGGCAUGCGCUUGAGUAGUGCUCUCAAAGGAAUUAUUUAUCGAAAGGUGAGUGAUAAUUGAACGAAGAGUUUUCGUUGCUUCGUUUCAUUUCUUCUUACUUCUUCUUCUUCUUUUUUUCUUCAUCUUCCACUGAUCUUCUUUUUCCUAGUUCUGUUAUCAUUAUAAUUAUCGUUUUCAUUAUCAUUAUAAAGCUUUUUGUGGUGGUCGUCUUCCCGAAUCGCACAUGAUGUUUUGGUGAAAUACCUGAUCCCGAAAAUACUAUUUUACGCAGGUUCAUUGUGUUUAAUAAAAAAUAAUCUGAAUUGAAAUCAAAACAUGACAAUUUUUUUACAGCUUUUACUUUGGAUAUCACGUUAGGUGCCAGAACGGGUAAGAUUUAUCAGUGCAGUUUCACAUGAUAGAAUUAAUUUAUUUGCAGAUUCUUUUGGUCACUCAACAAAGCCUGCUAAAAACAACAACGGGUAACGUCAUGGACUUGAUAUCAAACGAUGUCCAGAGAAUGGAAACGGCUCCUACUGGGAUAUGCGUUUGUUUCUUUUCUUUUUCCGACAUCAUCGUUGUAUCUGCUCUUGUGUAUUACCUUAUUGGCUGGCAAGGACUUAUGGGAAUUCUGUUUUCAACGAUGUUACUUCCUUGUGUGUUGUUUAUAUCAUCGGUUUGUGCCAGACUUCAUCUAGAAAUCUCUAAGGUAUCAGAUAGACGUAUUUCACUGAUGAACGAACUUGUGACUGGUAUCCGUGCCUUAAAGACGCAUGCGUGGGAGGAAUACUAUGAAAAGAAAGUAAUGGAUGUGAGAAGGUGAGAAAGGUAGUUUAUUGUAUUAUAUAAUACCAAUUUAUGUACUGAAGCACACGUACCAACUCCGCGGUAUGGCCAGUACCUUACGCAUGCGCACAAUCAUAUCAUUACGGCAGUGGCAGUAAUUGGUAUUGUAUAUAGCCUUCGUGUAGCCACACCCUCCCCCCGACAAAGGAAAAACGGAGAGAGGGAAGAAAGAGGGAGCUUUCUCUCUUUGUUUUUUCUUUGUCGGGGGGAGGGUGCGGCUACACCUAGGCUAAUCGUACACAUUUAGCAAUUCUUGAAUGAGACUGCGUACGAUGUGAUGCAGUUCAGGUAGGACAUUAGCCACCAAGGCUGAGGGCCGAUCGGAAGUGGAUAAUUGCGAAAACUUCGAAAACAUGAAAGAAUUAUUUCACGUGAAGAGGCCGCCAUAUUGAAGUUUCAGACAAUAGUAGUGUUUAAUUUUCAAAUGGCCGCAAAAAGUCCUAUUUCCACUCAUUCACGACAAACUAAACUACAUUGUAGUCUUGUACUUAAAAGGCCGGUCUACAUAACAACAGAAAUUCAGGAUAAAAAACAGUCACGUAAAUCUUUUAUCAUGACUUCCGUGAAAACCUACCUCCAGGCGUUGAAAACCCAACUUGAUAACUUGACCAAAGUCGACUGCAUGCUCGGUCAAGUGACUUCUAGAGGUUUGCCGUUUGAGGUUUCUGAUGAAAGUCUGGGUGUUAGUCUCUAUUAUUGAGUUUUCUAAAGGGUGAUUCUAAGAAUAAAUGAUUAAAUUUGUUAUUAAGGCCUUCGCGUGUAUUUUUGUCAAAAUCUUAUGUAUAAGAUUUAUUAAUAGUAACAAUGUUUUUCUUCAUUAAUUUUCAGCUCAGAGUUAUGGAUUAUUCUUAAAAAGAGUGCCCUGUUAUCUCUCGUGCAGGGUGGAGAACAAUCGUCAGCAAGCCUUUCGGCGUUUCUAUCGAUAGUCACCCUAGUCCUUACGGGCCGAUUUGUUUCGACUUCUAAGGCUUUCAUGCUACUCGCUCUUUUGAACGUUCUUAUCAAAAUGAUCGUCAACAGAAUGGGACAUGCUGCUCCUGGGGUCUUUGAGGUCUUUGCUUCCUUUGAAAGAAUUGAACGUUUCCUUUUACGGGAAAAUGUGUCACGGCUUGACUCAGCCGAAUACACUGAGAAUUUUUGUAGCGAAGAAAAUGCUCAGGUGAAAUCACCUGUAGAGGAACAGAAAGAACAUCGGACUAUUGAAAAUGGCAUCGUUGAAAACCAUAAUGGAGUACCAGGCAAAAGAGAUUCGAAACUAUCAGUCUCGGGACUCUCGUGCAAACUGGAUAAUUCGAGUGAAAAGUUUCUUCUCCGAGAUAUCAGUUUCCUUGCUCGUGAAAAUAGUCUUACCGUAGUUACCGGUCCAGUUGGGGGUGGAAAGUCAACCCUCCUGGCCACAAUCGCUGGUGAGGUGAUGAAAACAAGUGGUGAAAUAUUUUGCCAGGGGACUAUAGCUUACGUGCCCCAAUCGGCGUGGGUUUUCCCGGGGACUAUCAGAGAGAAUAUAUUAUUUGGUGAGCCAUUCGAGGCACAAAGAUAUGCCGACGUUUUAAAGGCCUGUUCGCUAGCAGAGGACAUCAGCAGAUUUCCCCGAGGAGAUUUAACAUACGUUGGAGAACGUGGUGUUGUGUUUAGUGGUGGUCAGCGGGCGCGGGUCAGUCUGGCACGCGCAGUGUACGCAGAUGCAGACGUGUAUAUCUUGGAUGAUCCUUUAAGCGCUGUGGAUAUUAAGGUGGGUGAACACAUAUUUGAAGAAUGUAUCUGCAAGCUUCUAGGAAACAAGAUUAAAAUACUGGUGACAUAUGCAGAGACUUGUCUCAAAGCAGGCGACCAGGUUGUUGUUCUUCACAAAGGAUCUGUGGCAGGAAAAGGCACCUUCCAAGAGCUGCAAGAAGAUGAAAAAAUCCUAGAUAUUAUCAAAGAUGUCUCAGCUAAUAACAAAAGAAUAAAGAAAGUGAGUCCUGGAAAAGUUAAAGAAAAAGUCAUGCCUGCCAUGUGUAGCAAAGACGCGGCCUUGACCAGUGGCGGCUUUGGUGAAAAUUUGGAGAUUUCAGAAGAAGAGAUGGCCACAGGAAGUAUUUCAUUUGCUUUGUACUGGAACUACAUUCGAGCGGGAAUGCAUCCCGUAGCAAUUAUAUGCUUGCUUCUCUUUUUUCUGGUGACGCAAGGUAAGGAAACUAACCAUAACCUUCCGUGAACCUUAAGGGGGGUGUAUCAUGCACGGCUGUCUGGAAUUCACUCUGAUAGUAUUGCCAAUGACGCUUUCUUAUGCACUAUGACAGUUAACGUUAACCAAGAAAUUACUUCGCUCAAUUGGUGGAAGUCACUCCUGAUAGUUUUUUUGAUAAAAUUCGUGGCACAGCUCUUUUAAGCUGCAUUAAAUUGAGGUGAUUCUGAAUACAAAUACAUUGAUUUACUAGUCCAAACUGCAGAGGCCUUCAAACCACAACGUAGAAGAAUCUAAGCCCUUCUUAUGAAGUCAGUAACUUUUAGUUUUAGCAGAAUUCAAAUAAAAAUCUCCUCAAAAAUCCAUGAAGCAUUUCCAAAUUCUAAUUCGAUCUGGACCAUUAAACCAGUUCUAAGAACAAGUGUUUCGUGGGUAAACAAAUUACAAUUACAGUGAUUACAAUUAUGUUUUUCCAGUUGUGGAUGAUAUGAUAGAAGCGGCUUCCAAAAUGAAAAACAUAAGCAUUGCAAGGAACUGCUUACAGACAUGUUCACGGCAGGAAUCCCUUUCGCCUUUUUCUUGAAUGCUCUUGGUUGUGUAAGCACAAUGAUUCAAUAUUUAGAUUUAGACUUCAAACGUAAACCCCUGUUCCUUUUCCUAAUGUGCCACAGAGAUUUUUAAAAGCCUUUACAAAAGCUUUUCAGUAAGGUUUAUUUACUGAUGCUUCAUGUUCAUUAACAUAAUAACUAUUCGGAGUCAAUUAUUGUUGUUGGCGGAGUCUCGCUUUGAGUAAGCUCUGUUUGCUGGGAUACCAAAUAAUGAAAAUUUUAUUUUGGGAUGAAUUUGGCGACAGGAGUGACCGAUUAUUUAAUUUAAGCAUAUUAUAAAGCUAGGAAAAUCCGGUUUCACAAGAUGAUUCGAUCCAAACAAAGGAGAGGGCAAACCCGCCAUCCCAGAGAGUAAAAUGAACCAAAAGGGAAGGAAAGGAGGGUAUAAAUUCUGUCCUAAAUUUUUUGUUGCAGUGAGCAGAGAGGCUUCGUGCCUCCCCUUUAUACACAUAUAAUUCCCGGAUGGCAGGAAGGCCCUCUACUGGCAGCUGGAGAAAUGAAACGUUGAUCAGUCACAUUAAGAAUAAAACCAUUUAUUUUUUUCAGAAAUAACUUUCAUUUUCGUCUUAUCUUCCCUCUUUCUCUGCAGUUGUGCUGGUAGCGCCAAAUAUCUGGCUUGCCAUUCUGACCAGAAUGACCAAGAAAAAACAACAAGAUGCCACAACAAUUCAAAUUUAUGGCAUCCUUGUUGCCGCUGCUUUUGGUUUGGGUAUCGUCCGGGCCUUUCUUUUGUUCCAUGUUUUACUGAGAUCAGCCCAAGCUCUCCACAACAGGAUGGUUACCUGCCUUCUAAAAGCGCUAGUAUUAUUUUUUGACACGAAUCCCGCCGGAAGAAUACUCAACAGAAGUUCAAAAGACAUGGGCUGCAUUGAUGAGCUCUUACCCACCACAUUUCUGGCAGUAGUUCAGUAUUUUAUGAUGUUAAUUACAGCAGUGAUUCUCCCUUCAGUAAUAAACGGUUGGUUUGUCUUUGUCACGCUACCCUUAAUAGCUGCUUUUGUGUACUUGACGUGGUAUUACUUGAACACCUCAAGGGAACUUAAGAGGCUGGAGUCAAUCUGCCGUAGUCCCGUUUUCUCGCACUUCUCGGAGACCAUGGAGGGCUUAAGCACUAUUCGCACUCGAAAGAAAGAAAAAGAUUUUCUAAUACAAUUUUACGGGUAAGAUAUUUUUUCACUUGUCGCAAAUACUUACUACUACUUUUCAUCAUGCUGCUUAAAUAUUUUUUUUAGGUAAAUAAGCUAUUUCUCACAAGGUUAGUGGUCGAGAGUUAUUCUGUGUGAGAGUAUGUGAAACGAUUCUCGACUAAGAUUUUUAGAGUAACAGAACGUUGAUUUUUACAGGAUCGAUUUGUAGAGCAAAAUGCACGCUAAAUUCUUUAGCAAUGAAUGUGACAAUGAACAGUUUUCAGCGCGUACCAAAUGCAGCGUUAAGGGUUCUGGUAGGGCCUUGUGCGGAAAAUUGGCGACAGUUGUGUUCAAACAAUUUGAGCAGAAUUGCAAGAAUAGUUGCGCAGAAAAUCUUCCGCCCUGGGAAUCAGCUCAGCAAACUUUUCACGAACCCUUGAUAAUGCAAUUAUUUCUGUAUGGAAUAGAAGUGUGCAGUGUGAUCUUUUCAACAGAAUAACCGGUGACAUUUGUUAUGUAUUGAAUAACUUGGCAAACUUGAAUAACUUCGUCUCAUUCUGCAAGUUCCAGCUGAAUGAGACGAAGUGCAACCACCACAAAUCCUCAUCUCCUUGCACUAAAGUUUAGUACAAAGGAGUCUCUCGAACUCGAUCCUAUUGUUAUUAAUGACAAGCUGAUUGAUAUUCCAUUGCAUGCUAAGAUCCUGGGUGUAAACUGUCUCAAGCCACUUAAAAUGGAACCAUCAUAUUGCCGAAAUUGUUAAGAAAGCUGGGAAACCGCUGUUUAGUCUCUCUCGUGUAAUUCCUUUCUCUGGUGUCUCAUGUGUGUUUAUCAUUAUCAUUUAUUAUUAUUAUUAUUAUUGUUACAAUCAUUAACAAUAAUUGGACGAGGUUGAGCAACGUAUCGUGAUUUGUCAGUGGAGAGCAGAUAAAUUUAGUUGAAGCCGAAGGCUGAGGCAAAUAAUUGAUCUGCGAGACACUGACAAAUCACGAUAUUUUGCGAUAACCUAGCUCAAUAACUGUUUUAUCUUUCGAUCACCGAAGUUUUUCAAUGAAUAUCUUCGGGAAGCGAAGCGAUCUGCCAUUUUUGCGCAAGAGCGAUCGCAAGAAGGAUAAAAGCCUGGUUUCAUUUGCGCAUGAGCAGAAUAUUAUUUGCAACCAAACACAUUUGAACGACAUUGCGUAUGAGCACUCCAUUAUUUGUAGGCAGUUAUUUGCAAGUCACGUGGUGGGCUCUCGGCCAAUGAAAAGGAAGAAAAUUUUACUUGAGUGAUAAUCAUCAUUCUUUUUCGUCUGUAGACAUCAAGAUCUGCACAACGAAGCGUUUUACAUGGUGAAAGCAAGUUCGUUUUGGUUGGCAGUUAGAGCGGAUCUCUUGUGUUCUGUGUUGAUCACUGCAGUGGCUUUUGCUUUCGUUCUUCUGUCUCAAGAGCCAGGUAAAGGAAUGCAGCUUAGAUUUAAUCAAAUGUUCAUCAUUACUGAAAUUUUAUUGCGUUAUCCUAUACACCAGAUAGUAAUUUUGAAAUCUCUACAUCUCCGAACAGCUCAAGUGCAGUCAGCGUGAGAGAAUAUACUGACAAAAUCUGGUUUUUGGCUCGAUAAGGGUACAUGACUCGGUCUGUGACCACGUGACAUGGAGGCCAUGUUGGUGUUCAAAGAAUGUACAUGAAAAUGGAGUUUAGUUCUCAGACGAGAGAGAUGUUUUUGUUCUUGAUCACCAAAAUGGCUGCCAUGACGUCACGUGAAAACCAGCAAUAACCCAGGUUGAGCCAACUAGGUUGAGCAAAGAGCACUCUUGGCAAAACCAUUAAAGGUCAAAUAUUCAGGGCGCUUAUAAUCAGAGCUGGAUACAUUACAUAUUAAGCAACUACGCUUUUCCGCGAAAAUAUUAAGAAAACCUAGUUGUCAGAGUCACUUAACUUGGCUACAAUAAAACUCCACUCAGAGUAGGGUGACUUUCGAGGCCCUCCCCAACUUGAAAGUUUAAUAACUUCUAAACCGCUUAGGUAUAACAGCCAAAUUCGUAACUUUUCUACGGGACAAGACACGAUGACGUUACAUUAGGGCAUUUUUACACUAAAAUGCAGUAUACAUGUACCUAGUUGUUACAGAUAAUGAGUGCAUCAUGAUCAUCGCACGCUACUGCAGAGUACUUAUUCCUUAAAAGGUUGCGCAAGAAACCUUUCCUACUUACUGCGAGCUGUGCCGACUCAUGCCAUGUUAAUUUCUCUUCAGCAGACUUGUAUUUUAGGGCAAAUACAAAAUAAGAUCGACCUGAGGGACUUUUUGUGAGCCCGCAAGAGUGAAAAACCAUGGCCACCACAAACCCUUGUUUUGAUUUCACUAAAACCGCUGGACACAAAACCUCCCCUGGGUCGAUGUUACAUUGUCACAACCGUAUUUCAGAGACGUUUUCGCCCCAUGAAAGGUGACCCAAGACAGUCUUGGAUUCUGGAUUCCACGCGGUGGAUUCCGGAUUUCUCGAACUGAAUUUCGGAUGCUAGGAUUUCGAAUUCCACGAGCUAAAAUUUUCCAGACUCUGGAAUCCGGAUAACCUUAGCGACGGGUCAUUAUUUAUCGCCGGGGGGGGGGGGGGGGGGGNUUCUCAGUUACGACUGAUCCCCCAUUUUGUUCUCCUAAAAGUCAAGUGAUCCCCCCAAAAAUACUCCCCCCCCCCCCCAGGCGAUAAAUAAUGACCGGUCCCUUACAUGGGGCGAGAAGUAUAUAUCAGGCUGAUUUAGCAACAGACCGGGAACGUCAUUUGACGACAGGAAAGCGCGCGGAAAGGACUAAAUUCGACUUCCGGUGCGCAUUUGCAGCUCUGCCAUUGGUCAAGCCGGUUGUUUGAUUUGCGCGCGCAGUCGUCAACUGACGUUCCCGUUCUGUUGCUAAAUCAGCCUAUUUAACGCUCCGUCUGCAACGCACGUCAACCGGAUGUGAGCGUUUUUCUCUUUUAAUAUAUCUUAACUCUACCAUAUUUGUAUUGCUUAGAGUCAAUUUACUCUUAAAGAGAGGUUUUGCCCAAGAAUUUGUUCAAAAUCACGGCGGAAGGGUGCAAAAACUCCACUUCCGGUUGACGUGCGUCGCUCAAAAACGUCGCUGCUCAAACUUCCUAAGAUGUAUACAAUACUUUUCUUAUAGCAUUGACUGGUCUUGUCCUGGUCUACACCAUUAACACUGCCAAGAUGUGCCAGUUUGCUGUGCGGCAAUUUGGAGACGUUGAAAAUGCGAUGACGUCUGUCGAGCGAAUCAUGGCCUACACCAAACUGGACUCUGAACCAGGGUACAAAAUCAAGGCACUUCCGCCAGAGAACUGGCCAAGUGCUGGUCAUGUGAGCUUCAGAGAUAUUUCGUUGAGGUACUAUCCAGGUGGACCAAAAGUUCUGAAAAAUUUGUCUUUUGAAAUUCAAGAGAAACAAAAAUUAGGAAUUGUCGGUCGCACAGGAGAUGGGAAAUCGUCAAUUGUAGCGGCUCUUUUACGCAUGCCUGAGGCGGACGGAGAGAUAGUCAUCGAUGGCGUCUCAGUAAAAACUAUUCACUUGCAAGAAUCACGAAAAAGUGUUUCUGUUCUAAGCCAGUCGCCCGUGCUUUUGAGUGGAACCCUUAGGAAAAAUCUCGAUCCCCUUGAGAAGCACAGAGAUGAUGAAUUAUGGAAUGUCCUUGAAGAAGUAAAAAUGAAGAAACUGGUGGAGAACCUGGAGGGUCAACUUAACUACGAGCUUUUAGAGAGAGGUGAGAACCUAAGUGUCGGUGAACGCCAGUUGAUCUGCUUAGCUCGCACGUUGCUACAGCAAAAUAAGAUCGUCAUCUUAGAUGAACCGACAGCAUCCGUAGAUCCUAAAACAGAGCAAACAAUCUGGACAACGGUGCGCGAGAAACUGAAGAAUUCCACGGUCAUUAUAAUUGCUCAUCGUCUGAACACUGUGAAAGACUGUGAUGAAAUUUUAGUUAUGAAAGAAGGCCAGGUAGCUGAGAUGGACUCCCUUGAUGUACUACUUAGUCGCGAGGGCGGGAUUUUUCACAACAUGGCCGCUUCUCAGGAUUUAUUUUCCUAGUUGUGAAUAAGGCCCGGUUGAGACUCAGAACGCUUAACGAGCCGAACCUAAUUAUAAUUCGACCAAAAUUAUUUAGACCGACUGAAUUGAUUCAGACGCCGAUCUUAAUUCCAGCUGAACUAAAUCCAAAAGGUGAAAAAUGCUCGUUUCGGUCAAACUGCUCGCAAAAUUACGUUAUAAUAAUUUAUGCAUUAGGUUAGGCGCCAUUUACGUACGGCGCGUGAAUUAAAGCCGUCUCACCAAAGUCUUAGUCAAAUCGGGCUAGGCGGGAAGAACGGCUGAGCCGUUCCAAAUAGAGAUUGACGUUCCUAAUUGAUUCAGACGUCGAAAUUUUCAUGUGUUUAAUUCGUUAUUAGUUUCGGCGUCUGAACCGGGGCUAAAUCCUUUCAUUCUAUAGAAAACAGGAAAGAGUGGGUCCUAUGAAUUAAGAUCGAUAAACUUCUUUUAGUAUAUACCAUGUACGAAGAUUCUUGAAGGUUAUCUAAUCAAUUCCCUACGAUUUUUUGAAGAUUUUUUUUGCAUUUCCCUCCUAGGUUAGGCUAUAUUUCAUAGAAAAAGGAAACCUAAAAUUAGAGAAUUCUCAUCUCCAUAAAGCUUUAAAUUGAAUAUAAAAUUUUCGGGAAAGCCGGCCCUUGAAGCCCUUUCGUUAAAACUCAAGUUACCUCCACGAUAACCGAAGGCUAGUUUUACAGCGCAGCUUAUGCAUUUCUAAAGAUCUAAAGUACUUUAACUCUAAAUAGCCUAAAUUUGUUUAAAAAAUUGAAUAUACUUUGGUGGCCGUUGUCAAUUCUUACUGUUAGAGAGCCGUAGAAGCGAGAGAAUGACAUUCUCCAAAUCAUAUAAUUAUAAAAUUUGAAAAGAACCAUCUUCGGGUAUCUGGAACCCCUAUUAAGCAAUAACAUCCACCAAAAACUAUCUCGCAAUGUACCAUACCCCAGCCAUCAUUAAUCCGAGACAUAUGGAGGUCGUGCUUCAGUGUUAGUGCUUUCUCCUAAGAAACUCAAUUAAGGAAGUCCGAUUACAGAAUAAAUUAAAAAUGCAGUCAAUUAUACAGAAUUUAAAGUCGAGCAUAAAAAAAAAUUAUUUCAGAGAUAUUUUUUUGGAUUAUUUUAUUAUUUUAAUAUUUUUCUGCCUCGUUCUCUGUUCUCUCGUUCCCGUUCUCAUCCCCCUCUCGUGUUUCUCGUUUACCCCGUGCUCGAUCCCAUUAAGCCUUGGGAGAGCCUAGGGUGGCAGGCAGAUAUGUAUUAUGUCUGUAUGUCUUAUUCUCACAGAAUGACCGCUCUAGAAUGCCUCAAUGAUAAAUCUUAAAACAGCAGCCUCUGUGGAAAAUGAAUUGCCGGGCUUCUUCUUUGUGAUAAAUCUACAAAUUUGUACAAAGCACAUCUUUAAAUGUUAUUUUGACGUUUGUAUUUCUUCUUAUUCUUACGCGUACUUUAAAUGCUUUAUCUACGGCUUAUCUCUGUAGUUAAUAUGUAGACUCAAUAUUGAAUGAAAUUUUUUUUAAUAAAGUGCAAUAAAG